This is a messenger RNA of Serpula lacrymans var. lacrymans S7.9, 2049 nucleotides long. RefSeq lists its product as uncharacterized. The coding region runs from base 115 to 777 and encodes 220 amino acids. Gene Ontology annotation, molecular function: GTPase activity; GTP binding. The transcript is spliced from 7 exons. Gene Ontology annotation, biological process: regulation of endocytosis. Lineage: Eukaryota; Fungi; Basidiomycota; Agaricomycetes; Boletales; Serpulaceae. The record is from RefSeq and is a predicted model, not a curated record. Gene Ontology annotation, cellular component: endosome.
ACCUUGGUUUCCCUUGCUACAUUUCUUUCUCUUCCCUCGUCGUUACGGUUGAAUUGGCACAGCGAAACCUUUGUAUCAUUAUAACCAAGCUUUUGGCACAUAUCCGGCAUACUAAUGUCGGGCAUAACCUGGCACUACGUUCUCAAAUUCAUCAUAACAGGAGAUGCAGCUGUGGGGAAAUCAUCACUGCUUGUCCGUCUCACAGACCAGAGGUUUCUGACAAAUCCUGAUCCCACUCUAGGAGUGGAAUUUGGUUCAAAGUUGAUCGAGAUACCAGAGGAAGGAAAGAUAGUGAAACUCCAAUGCUGGGAUACUGCCGGCACAGAGUCAUUCAGAUCUAUCACGCGGUCGUACUACCGAGGUGCUGCGGGGUGCCUACUGGUAUACGACGUGACAUCUCGCGCAAGUUUCACGAACGCUCGGUCUUGGCUAGCGGACGUAAGAGAGCAUGCAGACCCGCAUUUAACAUGUAUAUUGGUGGGGAACAAAGUUGACCUAUGCGAGGCGGAAGACGGAACGUCGAAUGGUCGAAGAGAAGUUUCGACUGCAGAGGGAGAAUUAUGGGCUAAAGAGGACGACCUGCUUUUCGUGGAGGCUAGCGCAAAGUCUGGUGUCAACGUCGAAAUCGCAUUUGAGCAGGCAUCCCGAGAUAUCUUGGACAAGAUAAAGCGUGGGGUAUUUGACGACGACCGAUCUCCCGGUGUGAAACUAUCGAAACCAGCCAAUAGCAAUCUCAAUAUAGACCAAGGUUCGACACGACCGACUUGUUGCUCGUAAGGAACAUUAUUAUUUCUUCAUUUAUUAAGGAUUAUAUGUAGAGUGUUGUAGGAUAUUAUAUUACCAGACAUGAUCAUGAUUAUUAUAAUUACUUCGUAUUGCAUGCAUAUGAUAGUGGUUUAGGGUUAUGAGGAGUAGAUGCCAAUAUAGAUGGAGAAAACUGAAUAAGUUAUACAAAGGUUUCUGCAGUGGAUAGUGGAUAAAUGUGUAAAUGGUAUCACUAAAAGAAAGUCUGUCAUGGAACGUCGUAUCAUAUCAAAGCGCGGACAGCAAAAAAAAAAAAAACCAAAAAGCCCAUUCUAUCAACAUGACAAGACUUAUCGUAAGGAGUCAGCAUACUCCUGGAGUUGCUGUACAAACCCAAAGUUAGGUUCGGCAGCUCUUCUUUUUGAUUUUAUGUACUGGACAGCCUGGGCAGAAGUCCAGCCAUACUCGGCAAUGAGAAAUGCGCAGACGACACUAGCGCUGCGGCUUAUGCCCUGCUCGCAGUGCACUAGGACCCGGGUAGUUGGGUCUCGCAGAGCAUCGCGAAGGAAGGCAGUGGUGGCGGGAAGAUGGGCAGCGAGCUCGGAAAAGGGGAGAUCAUCUAGAGGGACUUGGGCACGAUGGAUGUGUAGUUCUGGGGGUACGGCGACGAAGCCACGCAUAGCUGAGAGAAUGUGAGUGAUACCCAUUGUAGUGAGAGCUGCGGGGUUUUCUGCGAUGUAGAUAUCGGAGACAUAGAGUCUGGGUAUUAUUUCCGAAGCACGAGAGUUGCGGUGCGAGAAGGGGGUGAGGGGGCUUGGGCUCUGGGGUUGUGCAGGCCAUGAGGACAUAGUGGGCAGGUGGAUGCCAGAUUUGGACGAUAUGGAACGAGAGUCUCUAGUCAUGGCAACUUUUGACAGACAAGUGGACAGUUGGGAGAGAAGGCGCAAGUAUAGAAUGAAGAUCAAACUCGAGGCAAAGCCACUCGUGGCCACGAGACAAAGGGGGGUUCUAUGAAAAGAUGGGGCGGGGAGCGCCCUUGUUAAUUGUCGACAUGAAGACGUCCACAGGGUCCCUUUAAUAUGUCAGAUCUUGUCAGAGCCUACGGCAGGCUUAUGCCAAUAGCCGUAUGCUACAGGCGGUGCCGAAAGGUCGGGGCGGGGUCAUCUCGUCGGGAUACAUGAGGCUCGCAAUCUCGCAAGCCUGACCUGUGCUUGGAGCCAUUAUCCCGAGUAUUCGAGGCUCGAAUGUAUAGCCUUGCAGCGGACCUUGCAUCAAAUAAAAUAUCUGGAUCAGUCGAUAUACAGC